Macadamia integrifolia is the source of this 2957-nucleotide messenger RNA. Its product is annotated as serine/threonine-protein kinase EDR1-like. The transcript has 18 exons. Bases 464 to 2728 code for a protein of 754 amino acids. NCBI's taxonomy places the organism in Eukaryota, Viridiplantae, Streptophyta, Magnoliopsida, Proteales, Proteaceae. Gene Ontology annotation, biological process: protein phosphorylation. Gene Ontology annotation, molecular function: ATP binding; protein kinase activity. The record is from RefSeq and is a predicted model, not a curated record.
AUUAAAUAUGGUGGCUGAUAUAAAUUUGAGUUUCUCCGGGCUGUACAUUUCUCUUCUUCUCUCCUUUUUCAGAUUUUCUUGAAAUUUUGAGGUUCUUCAGAGGAACCUCUCUCAUCGCUCUCCGUUCUGGAACGAUUAUUUUUGGUUUAUUAGUUUUCGUUUUCAUGUCAGAGCUUCGAUUUGGUAUUGCAGUUUGAAUCGCAGAGAAGUUAGAUUUUGUGCGAUUUAGAGAAACUCAAAUGCUUGGAUCUGCUGGUUGACAUUAUGUUUUUGGAGCUGGCGCCUGUUUCACGGAAAAAGUUUCACGGGUUCUUUGGGUCAUAUGACCACCACUUCAAGGAAGUCGUAGUAGAAAACGUUUGUAGAGCCAUCUUCUGUCAUCCAAGAGUUUAUUCGAACUUCAGAAUUGCCUCUAUGGGCUGAGAGGUGGAGAAAUGGUUUUAAUUGGAAAAUCCUCAAAAAGAUGGACACACGAGAAGAUGCAGGGCCAGCUGAACAAGGGCCUUCUGGCGCUACUUGGUGGCCCUCAGGUUUUAUUGAAAAUUUUCAGUCUGUUUCCCUGGGAUCUCAUGGUGGUGCUUCACCUAGUAAAGAACUGAAGAUCAAUCUUGCCGAAGAUGAGUUGUCAUCUCAUAAAGCUUCACAAAUCCUCUGGACCACUGGAACUCUUUCUGGAUCAAUUCCUAAUGGUUUCUAUUCUGUCAUUCCGGACAAUAAGCUUAAGGAGCAUUUUCAUAAUAUACCUUCCCCAGAUGAUCUUUAUGCAAUGGGUAUGGAGGGUCUUAGAGCUGAUAUUAUACUUGUAGACUCAGAGAAGGAUAAGAAACUUUCCAUGCUAAAGCAACUGAUUGCGGUUUUGGUGAGAGGAUUAAAUUCAAAUCCGGCUGCAAUGAUAAAAAAGAUUGCUGGAGUGGUUUCUGAUGUUUAUAAACGGCCAAAUUCGGAACUAAGUCCAGCUAAAGCUACAGUGGAGGAAAUGUCUCAUGUGUCAGAAAAUCGAGGUGUCCAGCUGCUGGGGCAAAUAAGGCAUGGUUCAUGCCGACCUCGAGCAAUUCUAUUCAAAGUCCUUGCGGAUACUGUAGGACUUGAGAGUAGACUUAUGGUGGGUCUACCAAAUGAUGGAGCUGUUGAAAGUGCAGACUCAUAUAAGCAUAUGUCUGUGAUAGUUUUUUUGAAUUCUGUGGAACUUCUAGUUGAUCUCAUGCGGUUCCCAGGUCAGCUAAUUCCAUGUUCAACCAAGGCAAUUUGGAUGUCUCACAUUUCUGCAGCAGGGGAGAGUGACUCAGCAGAAAACGACUCAUGUGACUCGCCCCUUGAACCAAACAGUCCUCUUUAUGGUUUUUCAGAUAGAGUAGAUGCAGAAAGUGCGGAGCAGGAUGAAAGCCUUCAACCCUUAUUCCAGCGGAGGCUAGAAGCUUCUUUGAACGUGGCAGGUCCUUCAUUGCGUAAUAUAAUGUUGCGACCAACAACUUCUAUUGAGGGAAAGCUAAGUUUAUCACAUAGUGAACCCAACAUUGCAAAUACAUUUUGGCGACGCAGUCGGAAGAAAGUCAUUGCUGAACAACGAACAGCUAGUUCAAGUCCGGAGCAUCCUUUAUUUCGGGCACGUGGACGGUCCAUGCUAAGUGGUGAUAGACAAUCAUUCAGAGAAUAUUCGGAUGAUAUGGCUUCGUCAAGGUCGGAGGGGGCAUCAACGUCUGAGACUCGUAGAAUAAGGAGGCGGAGCAUUAGCAUUACUCCAGAGAUUGGUGAUGAUAUCGUUAGGGCUGUGCGAGCAAUGAAUGAGACACUGAAGCAAAAUCGACUUUUAAGGGAACCAGCUGAUGAUGGGUCAGUAACAAAUGACAAAAGCAAUUGUUCAGAUCCUCAACAAAAUGGGUCGCUUUUAAUUCUGCUCCCCAAUAAAUGGUACACUAUAUUUGCUCGAGUGAAUAUUAUUUUUAUACUUGCAAAACUAUUCAUCUCCAUUUAUUUGGACUCAGGUUUCUUUGGAGAAGUUUUCCGUGGUAUUUGGAAUGGGACAGAUGUUGCUAUCAAGAUUUUCCUUGAGCAAGAUUUGACAGCUGAAAAUAUGGAGGACUUCUGCAAUGAAAUAUCUAUCCUGAGCCGCCUGCGACACCCAAAUGUUAUUUUAUUUCUUGGGGCAUGCACAAAACCUCCUCACUUGUCAAUGGUAACUGAGUACAUGGAGUUUGGGUCCUUGUAUUAUUUGAUUCAUAUGAGUGGACAGAAAAAGAAACUCAGCUGGCGAAGAAGACUAAAGAUGCUGCGUGAUAUUUGCCGGGGAUUGAUGUGCAUACACCGGAUGAAAAUAGUUCAUCGCGAUCUGAAAAGUGCGAAUUGUCUCGUGAACAAGCAUUGGCAAGUCAAGGUCUGUGAUUUUGGGCUCUCUCGAAUAAUGAUAGAAAAUCCGAUGGGAGAUUCGUCGUCUGCAGGGACUCCAGAAUGGAUGGCUCCAGAACUCAUACGCAAUGAACCAUUCACAGAGAAAUGUGAUGUUUUCAGCCUUGGUGUAAUAAUGUGGGAACUAUGCACUUUAAGUAGACCAUGGGAAGGCGUACCAGCAAUGCAGGUGGUUUAUGCAGUUGCUAAUGAGGGAUCACGGCUAGAGAUUCCAGAAGGUCCACUGGGCAAGCUUAUUGCAGAUUGUUGGGUAGAGCCAGAUGAACGACCAAGCUGUGAAGAGAUCCUCACCCGCUUGCUCGAUUGCGAGUACUCUCUUUGCUGAUUUGAUUUGUGUUUGUAUAGAAGGGACAGAGAGGUGUUUUACUUGGCAGCUUAAGUUGUAAAUUGGUUUUUUUCUUAAAUUUUAUUCAAAGGAAACAUUUCAUUUUUGGUUUCUUGUGGCACCAUGCCGGUAUGCCCCAAUCUCUGAAGAGUGGAUGCCAUGGAAAUUACAAUGUCAGAGCUUCAAAACUUGUAUCAAGUCAAUAAUCGAAAAAGACCUUCGACCGUAA